AUAUAUAUAUUUGUGGACACCAAGACAGGACACAAGUCAGGAAGCUGGAGAAUGUUGCAAUCAGCUCUUAUCAUCGGUCUUCUCGCUCCUCUUAUCACCUGUCUCACCACACCGGCAGGUCCAGUGGCUCUCAAAACUGUUUUGCCAGCAAGUCCCCCAUUCGUAGAAAUGGCACGACCAGGAAUGUCAGCUAUCAAAGUCAUGGAGGGAGUGUGGGGAAGAAAUGCAACUAUGACAUGUGAAGAGGAUAACACUGACAGCUUCACUGCUAAAAAGUCUGGCUGCUGGUCGCACAAGGGCAAGGAAAUCUACUGCUCUGAGAAAGCAGACCUAACCUCCAGGUUGACAAACAGGCUUAUCUAUGGAAAGAUAUCGCCAUCAAGUUUAACCAUUAAUAAUUUACAGGACGAUGACGCUGGAAUUUACAUGUGCUGCUCUGAUGAAUACCGAUGUGUAAAAAUCUCACUGGUGGUAAAGAAUGUUUCUAUCUCUCAGCCAGUGGCGAGCAUAAACACUGAGUUGCUAGUGCUGGCUGGCACUCGUGUCCAACUGACAUGCCAUUCCUCCUCCGGCUCCAUGCCAAUCCAGUACCACUGGUACCAUCAGGACCCCUCUUUGGGCACCUACAGCAUGGUGAAUUCUGAUGCCACCCUGGUGUUUGAUCCCUGCAAACCGGAGAAUUCGGGACAAUACCAAUGCUCCGCCUCAAACUUAAUUAGCAAUCAAACGAGCAACGUGCUUAACUUCACUGUAGAGGAACAUCUCUCGAUACCCUACGUGGAUGCCGACCCCAAGGAGCUGUUUGUAUUUGAAGGACAGGCCGUUACCCUGUGGUGCAAGGUGACUGCCGGCUCCCCGCCCAUCAUCUGGACCUGGUACAGAGUCAAAGAGAAUCGCCUGGAGAUAGUCAGCAGCCAGCAAGAGCUGAAACUGGACAGGGUGCAGGACAGCGGACCGUAUUACUGUCAAGCCAAUAACAGCGUGAGGGGCAUGGCGCAAGGACAAACCAGCGAGAAACACAGCAUCCACAUUGUACCCAAACCAGUGGAGUUUGCUUUGGCAGAAGCAGCCUUGGCUCUCGUUCUGCUCUGCUGUGUGACGGCCUUAAUCUUAGUUAUUGUCUGGCUUCUUAUCUGGAAGAAGAAAGCAGCCUUGAGCAAACCUCUAGAUGGCACGCAGCAUCCUGUUUCAGCAAAAGCUCAGAAAAACAACUAUGGGACUCAGGUCACAGCUGGAGAUAAAAAAGGGAACUAUGGGCCUCAAGUCAUGGCUGGAAGGAAAAAUAGGCAGUUGAAGCCCCCUGUUAGGAUGGAUUAUGAGAAUUCGGGUGAUAUCUACACUAACUUGACACCCAACAUGAUCCAGGAUGAGAACACUUAUCAUACCCUGUCCUGAAGACAGCCAAGGGCACAGGAAACUCUGCAGCCCUGUUGCUCUAAAAUUACACUGGCUCUAGCUUUUGAAAUACAAACUCUCACUUCCCUUGUCUCAGAUGAAAAUGUUGACUCUAGCACGAAAAGUAUAGCUGUUUGACAGUGGUCUGGAAAAACAUUACUGAAUGAGCAAUGGGAAAGCCUCUGGAGUUUUAAAGUUUUGCAUAUAUGUAGAGAAGCGUUCGUCUAGUUGUGGUGAUCUUUGAGUAUACGUCUAUCCGUCUGUCUGACCAUCUCUCUGUAUUUCAAGGUUACAUUUCUAAAUUUAUCCAAUGUAUCCAAUUCUGAUGAAACUUGCAAAGGAUAUUCUUUAGCACAGGGUGUAGUAAUGUUGCACACAUUUACAUACAUUUAUCUGAUGAAAAUGACCUAUUCCAGUACAGUAUCUGUGGGUAUAUGAAGACAUCUGUCCAUGUGUCAGUAUUCUAUAUCAAACUAACAUUUGUACAUGUGCACACAGUGGCUAUUGACCAUGAUGGUCUACUGGUUCUAUAGCAUGUUUAGCAUAUAGAAUGUCACUGACAUGCAGGUUAUGCUGGUGUGGGUAUUGGUAAGAAUGCAUUUGCCAUUUAAAAAAAUAAAUUAAUUAAAAGGCAGAUCUUUAGGCUUUAUGAACUUUAUAGCACUUCCUCAUCUGCUAGGUCUAAACAUGUAGGGCUUUAAAAAUGACUGAUUGAGCUCAAUCUAAUGACCAGAAACGUGCCGGUGUCGCAUUUAAAAAUGUAACAAUCACAUAACAAAAUAUGAACAAGUGUAAGUCAGCUGGUGCUGCAGAUUUAGCAAGUAUCAUUUCUCCAGUUCACAGACUUGCAAGCAUGUAAGAAAUGUAAAAACCAUCCUGUUGCUCAAUCAUUUGCCAUUUGGGGAACUCUAGCAGGUGGUUGGCAGUGUUUUUUUAUGGCGUUUUUAUUUUUAGUUUUGCUUUCCUGUAAAGGACAGAAAGCCAGUAGUUUUUUUUUUAAAGGGGGCAAAAGACAUGCUGAUAUGAAUAACUAAAUUAGUGUGCAACCUUAUAAUACUGGUAAUCAACACACAGCUUUAAUGUUGAACCUGCACACUGAAAGAGCAUGCUCUGAGGGGUAGCUGGUUCAGCCACUUGUCCCAUCUUUGUUUGUGACGCUUGCUGCUGAAAGACCGGUUAUCAGACACAGAAUAUUAAAUAUAGACUCAGGUUGUUCGACAAAUGUACCUCUACUGUAGUAAAUGUAUUGACUUUUUCUUAACAAUGCGUCUCAGGUAGUUUAUAUAGCCUACAUUUUCCAACCAGGUCUGUGGGGAGGAAACGUGUGGUUCAUUGGCUGCAGAAACAAUACUGGAGCGUUGGUCAAAACUAGUAAGAAUACUAAUCACAAUAAUAGCUGAUGUUUUGUGGUUUGUUUAUACAGUACAGUACAAUGUAAUCGCAAACGUAUACAGAAAAAGAAAAUACCUGAACUAAAUGGUAGCUAUUGUGUUCUUUUCCUGUGGUUGAAAGUUUAGUAAGCAAUAUAGAAAGCAAAUAAACGGCAAGUUUAAGCAUGGGGAAACAUGUUAAACAAACAUGACAAAGUUACCAUGGUGACCAGAGUGAAAUUCAUGCCUCAUUGUAGAAUAUUAUUUCAAAGUAAUACCAAUACAGAUACUGAACCUUCAUAUAAAUAUUUCAAGUUAGCUAUAACAUUUGAGAAGUAACUUGAACUGCAACUGUUUAAGAGCUGAAAACAAGUAAAAGGGUCUAAUUAAGCAAAUUAUUAGUUCAAUUAAGGGUCUAGUUAAGUAAUUGAGAGCUCAGUUGAAGGAAAACCAGCAGACACAGGGGGUCCCCAGGACGGGGUUUGAGAACCCCUGCUUUAUAUCAUCUAGUUUUAUUACUAUAUGUGUGUUCAGUAAGAUUCUCUUUGGGCUUCAUUGCAAAGCGCAACCGUAAUAUGCUUCCCUGCCUCACUUCCCUAUAAAUAAGCCUUUUCAGAAACAGUUUUUGUUGAAAUAGUUCAUAAGAAUACUAGCAAAGCUGAAACAACCAUAGAGAAUCAUACAGAACACACAUAAUAAGACAUUGAAGAGGCAAGACAUUUACAGGGUAAUGAUGAAGAUGUUAUAAGGCACACUCUGUACAAAAUGUCUGAUGUCCGAUUUUCUUCAACUACUACACCACAGAAAUAUAAGAGGAAGGUAGGGUUAAGGAUUUUUAUCAUUACGUUGAGUCAGUCAGUACACUCCAGAAAGAAAAACAGCAAACAUGGCAGACAGUGAGUGUGAUGAGAGGAAAGUACGUUGAGGAAGUGCAGGCUCUAGUUUCUCUGUGGGCAGAUAGAAGUGUUACUUCAGGAGUCGUGCGUCAGAAAUUAGAAAGUUUAUUCCCGAAUUUCUGAUGAUUUGAAGCAAACAUAAAGCCAUUUAACCCACACUCAAAAACACAAAAUUCUACCAAAUUUCUCAUGCUUGACCUUUAUUAUAUUAAUAUAAAUGUAUAUUUAAUUAUAUUUUUUAAGCACUCAAACAAAAAAAACAACAACAACAACUACCCUUAAAUGACAUAUCUUUGGCAAAUCAUAUUUUUAAAACCACCUUUUUUCUCCCUUCAACAGAACUAAUUUGACUUUAGUAAGUCGAUAUAAUCAGUAAAAUUUGUUGAUUAUAUUGAUUAUAAAGGCAUUCCUAAAUAUAUUUACAAAAUAUAACGAUAGAAGAUACAGCUGUACCGUUGGUCUAUUCAUUUUUGAACACCAUUUGUUUGCGCAUCUUUUGGCAAACUGAGUUAAUUAAUAACAACUGUCUUUCAUUGUGUGUGAUGUAGUAGCACAGCUCGGCUCUGCAGUGGAAAAACAACCCAGGCUCCCCUUAAACGCACCAUGAGGGCUCGGUACUGACCUGGUGCGGCUCGGUUGUACAGUGAAAGAAGCAAACGUUAGGUUACCUACCGUAACCCUGGUUCCCUGAAAGAGAAGACGACCACCAACAUUAAGUAUGGGAUAUUCCCUGCCCUUGAGGUAGGUAAUACUGAGCUCUCUAUAUCAGAGCUGCCGAAGGCCCCUUCCUGUGAUGACGCACUCGGUCCCGCCAACCGAGGGUAUAAAACCGUCACUCACCGGAAGAUCUCCCUCUUUUUCCGCCGAACCCGUGAGGGCGA
Molecule: messenger RNA, 4542 nt
Organism: Acipenser ruthenus (sterlet)
Lineage: Eukaryota; Metazoa; Chordata; Actinopteri; Acipenseriformes; Acipenseridae
Product: Fc receptor-like protein 5
Exons: 9
Coding region: 52-1395 (447 amino acids)
Source: RefSeq, a predicted model, not a curated record